Messenger RNA from Aegilops tauschii subsp. strangulata, 378 nucleotides. The record is from RefSeq and is a predicted model, not a curated record. NCBI's taxonomy places the organism in Eukaryota, Viridiplantae, Streptophyta, Magnoliopsida, Poales, Poaceae.
AUGCCCUCUCCCCCGAUAUUUGCGGACGAAACCCUAGCCUUCCUCUUCCUCGCGCCGCCGGACGCGUCCGCACCGCGCCGGACAUGUCCACCGCCGCCGGCCACGUCGCCCGACCAAUGGCAGCGCGCCACAUCAGCAUCCCCGCCGCCCGCAGCCACUCUCGGGGUGCCACGCGUCCACGCGCCCGUGCCCACUUCGCCGCCACCCGCGCGGGUCCGCCGGGGCCCGAGCGAGGCCCUCCCGGCCCGGUUCGGCCGCCGCGCCUCCCGCGGGUGCCCGCGCUAUAGCACGCGGCUCCUCCCACCGGCGCCGCCCUCCGCCGCCCUUCUCCUCCCGUCGGCCAUUCGCCUCCACCGCGCCACCCUCGCGCAGCCCUAG